Molecule: messenger RNA, 594 nt
Organism: Capsaspora owczarzaki ATCC 30864
Lineage: Eukaryota; Filasterea; Ministeriida; Capsasporidae
Exons: 3
Coding region: 39-542 (167 amino acids)
Source: RefSeq, a predicted model, not a curated record
GUCGUUUCGUUGCUGCAUUUUUUUUUUUGUUUAACAUCAUGGCUGGUCCGGAUUCCCAGUUCCCCGUUGCGCUGUUCGCCUACGGCACUCUCAUGUACCCCGAAGUGGUCAACAAGGUCAUGAAGCGUGUGCCAGACAUGCACGACGCCGUGCUCGAGGGGUACUAUCGCAUGCACAUCCGAAACCGGCUGUAUCCGGCGGUGGUGGCGCACGACGCGUGGCCGUUGCCCGCAGAAUUGGCAAACCCGACUGCCGAAGCCAAAGCAACACGGCCAGCGAUGGUGCAUGGUCGUGUCAUGUACAUUUCAGAGGCCGAGCUGCGCGCGAUGGAUGUGUACGAGUCAUCCAGUUAUCGGCGGUGUGUCGCAAAAGUCAAGCUCGCCGCCAACGCUGGCGCAGAGCCAAUUGAUUGCCAUGUGUAUGUCUGGGGCGAUUCCAUGAGCGAUCUCUACGGCGAGUGGGUGCCCGAAGAAUUCCUCAAGGAAAACUACGAAAAGCAUUGCCGAAAUAUGGGCAUUGUUCGUCCUUCACCUGCAGAGUAGAAAAAACCAAACGACGACUCGAGUAAAACCAGUGUUUCUUCAUUCAUGGCGC